Molecule: messenger RNA, 1079 nt
Organism: Salvia splendens (bonfire salvia)
Lineage: Eukaryota; Viridiplantae; Streptophyta; Magnoliopsida; Lamiales; Lamiaceae
Product: CASP-like protein 5A2
Exons: 3
Coding region: 236-763 (175 amino acids)
Cellular component (GO): membrane
Source: RefSeq, a predicted model, not a curated record
CACUUGAAGCAGCAGUAGUGGUGAUUGCAAGAUUACGUAGUUUGUCAGACACCUGAGCUUACUCACCCACUCCCCAUCGUCACCACUCUGCGCGUCCGCCACAAUCAUUCUCAUUUCUUUACCACUAUAACAAAACCACAAUCAAUCCCAUUUUGUUUUCUUCUCUUCCCAUUUUAUCGUCACGCUUUUUAUUCCUAGUGUUGAAUCGAUGGGCGAAUACUGAAGGAAUAACCAAAUGAGCGGCCCGGCGGUGCACCCGGUGGAUGCUCCUCCGCCGACCACGGAGGCCGCGCCUCCCAGAAUUAGGAUGAAAGAUGUUCAGGGAAUGUCCGGGACCACCGGCGCUCUCUUCCUCCGCCUCUGCCAAUUCGCCUUCGCUGCCAUUUCUCUGUGCGUUAUGGCCACCACCUCCGAUUUCCCAUCCGUCACCGCCUUCCGCUACCUUGUUGGUGCUGUUGGUUUGCAAAGUAUAUGGAGCCUGUCUCUGGCCCUCACUGAUGUAUAUGCUCUCAUGGUGAGGCGAAGUUUCAGAAAUUCGGGAGUUGUCAGUUUAUUUGCUAUUGGUGAUGGGAUCACUUCCACUCUGACGUUCGCUGCAGCCUGUGCUUCAGCUGGUAUCACCGUCCUCAUCGGAAAUGAUCUUGAUAAAUGUAAUCUCAACCACUGCACAAGAUUCAUGUCGGCUACAGCCAUAGCUUUUCUGUGCUGGUUUGCUGUGUCUCCUUCAUUUCUGCUGAAUUUUUGGUCUCUGGCUUCUCGAUAGCAUGUUAUACAAGCAUUGCAAAAUAAGGAGUAUUGCGAGACUUGAUGAUUGAUUGCAUUUUGCUUUCUGCGCCCUUUUCUGACUCUGUUGGUCAAGCAAAUAGAUAGAUCCCUAUCACUGAUUCGGUGGUUUUAUAGAAUUCGUGGAAAAGUUACUGUUUCCCUAUCGAAUGGUGAUUGUCGAAAAUAGGUGUGUUUAGAUCUUGGUUCCAGUUUUGUUUUAAAAUCUGGUCACAGUGUGAAACAGUGUUGUUUUGAACAUACAUUUAGUUUUUAUUUGGAACGGAAGUUUGGAUGAGAAAUCAUCUGCAGUAGAA